Pocillopora verrucosa is the source of this 1911-nucleotide messenger RNA. Lineage: Eukaryota; Metazoa; Cnidaria; Anthozoa; Scleractinia; Pocilloporidae. The record is from RefSeq and is a predicted model, not a curated record.
AGCACAGCAGCUUCCUUAUCUAAACGUCAUUGACAUCGCGGAAAACUCGCCUGAUUCACGAAAGGUUUUGUUGGCCUUUGAGGUUAUUUCUCCUGCAUGCUCUGCCCAUUGGAGAUCACGGGAAUCAGUGAUGCUUAGGUCUUAAGCGUAAGGUACACACUCGAGCGAUGUCCUUCUUAAAGAUGUGAACGAAUUUGCAUUUUGCGGCGUUGAAAGCUAUGCAGCUUGGUGAAUUUACCAGUUUCCGAGGAGUUACCAGCAAGAGUGACAGCAUAUUUGCGGUUGAAAGUAGAUUCUAUGAUCAUUACCAGAGCCAGUGCGAAGAUACCGUCAUGAAGAUAACCAUAUCUGCCGAAUUUACAGGAAUACUUUUUUGUAAGCGGUAGUGUGCAACAUUGGCAAUACCCAAAGUAAUUUGACAAUUAAUUUCUUAGCAGUACGAUAACUUUCCCUUUCAUUUUGCGAUUAUUAUACAGGAUUUACAGCAGUGUUUACAACUCUUGGUAAGAGUGGAACUACUGGUCCAGUCCAAAUUGGAAAUCACUACACAGGUCAGGAUCACGACGGGCAAGUUACAUUGUCCAGCGGUAUUCAACAAUGGACUGUGCCACACACUGGCGAAUACAGAAUAGAAGCAAUAGGAGCCUCAGGGGGGUACGGUGAGGACAGUAUCAUCAAGAACGGUGGAAGAGGGGCACGAAUGAUUGGAAACUUUAUUUUGACCAAAGAUGAGAUCAUUCAUAUACUUGUUGGUCAAGAAGGGGAAAAAGGGAAGAACAACUCAAAAACUGCUGGAGGUGGUGGAGGUACAUUUGUUGUGAGACGAAACAACACGCCUUUAAUCAUAGCUGGAGGUGGAGGGGGAAUCAAAAAUAUGUCAGAACAACAUCCGGCAUGUGAUGCGUCCAUAAACACCACUGCAAAUGCAGGGAACAACUCGCCACUGGGGUCAGGGGGAAUAGAAGGACAAGGAGGACUUACUAAUGGUGGAGAAUGUGGUGGUGGUGGUGGCGGCUUCCAUAGUAAUGGACAUAAUGCAACGAGCUCUAGUAAAGGAGGGGGAAAAGGAGGUUCAGGAUAUCUUCAGGGGGGAGAGGGUGGAAAGAUUUUUGGUGGGUUCGGAGGUGGCGGUGGUUUACGUAUUUCCAACAGGGGACCCGGCGGUGGUGGUGGUUUCACUGGGGGAAGUGGCGGGGCUAAUGAGGAUAUUUCCUGUGGGGGAGGGGGAGGAUCUUUUAACAAUGGAACAAAUCAACAAAAUGAAUGUUGCUAUGAUAGCGCUGGUCAUGGCUGGGUAAACAUUACAUUUCUCCGAUGAAGAGCACAUAGCAACUCUUGUUAUCGUGCACAAAAAAAGUUGGUAGAAGAGCAGUUAUAUAUACCAAGGUGAUGGCACGUUCAAUUUCAAGCAAAAUCUUAUUUAGUUGUUAGAUUGUUAUUUUUAUGUCAACAUUUAGAAUAGUUUUUCAGGAGGCUCUUGUGCUCUUUCAUUAAAGUGGAGGAGAAUGCUAUAAUUGGCACACAGAGAAAAGAUGUUUGUGCCUGAUAGCGACCAGAAAUUAAAUGUUUUAAAAAUUUUCAUGUAAAAAAACUUAGAAAAUUGCUUUAUAGGAGUUACAGAAAGGAUCUCUCAUUUGUUAGUGUUGACAGAAGAGUACUUGCUCAUAAUCUUAAUUUAAGUCUCUGUGGUAACAUGUUGAUAACCACAGUUGAUUUUAAAUAAACUAAUUGUUUUGCUAUUAAUAGUUGUUUUGUUGUUGUUUUGUCAGAACUCUGAUUAUAGUGUUGAGACUUCUGCAGUGUCCCAUCGAAACUCCUUUGCAAUUGGCUAUUUUGAAAAGGGCACAACAACUAGCGAGAAGAUGAUUAACUUCCAGUCUCCUUUGUAGCCAUUCUCUGGACGUAGGAGAC